Spirometra erinaceieuropaei is the source of this 948-nucleotide messenger RNA. Lineage: Eukaryota; Metazoa; Platyhelminthes; Cestoda; Diphyllobothriidea; Diphyllobothriidae. The record is from the annotation of a GenBank genome assembly.
AUGAAUUCCGACAUUGCUCUUUGGACCAAACAGUGUCUCGCAUGCCAGACUAGCAAGGUGUAUCGACACACCUUCUCCCCUCCAAGUACCAUUGCGGUCCCGGACGUUCGACUUAAUCACGUUCACUUGGAUUUAAUCGGACCGUUACCCCCUUCACGUGGGUACACACAUAUCCUGACGGCAGUUGACCGUUUCACACGAUGGCCGAUUGCCGUUCCUAUCUCGGAUACCUCGGCAGAAAAUAUCGCCAUGGUUUUUCUGACCCACUGGAUCUCAACUUUUGGUGUUCCAGCCACCCUUACCACUGACUGCGGAAGUCAAUUCCAAUCUAGCCUCUUCCGUCAGUUAACUAGACUGCCCGGGUGUGCGCACAUCACAACCACGGCAUACCAUCCUGCCUUCAACGGCCUCGUUGAGCGCCUACACCGCCAACUCAAGUCCGCACUGAUGUCCCAAACAGAAUCAGCUACUUGGAGUGUCAAUGUUCCUCUUGUGCUUUUGGGCAUCCGAUCUUCUGUCAAGGAGGACAUCCAAUGCACUGCCGCCGAACUUGUGUAUGGUACACCCCUCCGUCUGCCCGGCGAAUUCGUGCAGCCUUCCACGACAAACACUAACAUCACGAGCACCUUCGUGCAGCAGUUGAAACAACGUUUGGCUCAACUGCGUCCAACCCCCACUCGUCUGACAUCGAAACAUGUGUUUGUACACGAGGAUCUUAGGUCUGCCCCCUUUGUUUUCGUCCGGCAUGACGCAUUGCGCAAGCCCCUUUGUCCUCCCUACGAUGACCCAUAUAAGGUCGUUCAGCGGAAAGACGAGUUUUACGUCCUUCAGAAGGCUGAUAAGUCUUAUACGGUCUCCAUUGACCGCCUUAAGCCAGCUUAUCUGGAGUGCCUCACGUCGACCAGUGCGCCAUCCAUUCCCCCUACUAUGUCCUUGCUUAGAACUUAG